CUGCGCGUCUGGCGGGAAUCUGAGGACCCGCGCAGUGUCAACAGAUCGUCAGGAGUUUUAUUCGAGUUUAUUUGAUCAUAAAGAGAUUUAUUGUGAUCUACAUCGAUCAUAUUAAGGAGCAGAGAUGCAGGCGUUUCUGAAAGGCUCAUCCUCACAGAGUGUUAAAGCUCAGAAGCCUUCAUCAUCAUCAUCCUCAGCCGGAGAGAAGAAGCAGAGAGCAGUGCCAUGGGUGGAGAAAUACAGGCCCAAGUGUGUGGAUGAAGUGGCGUUUCAGGAGGAGGUGGUGGCGGUGCUGAAGAAGUCUCUGGAAGGAGCAGAUCUGCCGAAUCUGCUGUUUUAUGGGCCUCCAGGAACAGGAAAGACCUCCACCAUCCUCGCUGCAGCCAGAGAGCUUUAUGGGCCGGAUCUGUACCGUCAGCGAGUGCUGGAGCUGAAUGCGUCUGAUGAGCGCGGGAUUCAGGUGGUCCGAGAGAAGGUGAAGCGCUUCGCUCAGCUGACCGUGGCCGGCACACGACCAGAUGGUAAGGCCUGUCCACCGUUUAAGAUCAUCAUCCUGGACGAGGCGGACUCUAUGACCAACGCUGCGCAGGCAGCUCUGCGGCGCACCAUGGAGAAGGAGUCGCGCACCACACGCUUCUGCCUCAUCUGUAACUACGUCAGCCGGAUCAUCGAGCCGCUGACCUCCAGGUGCUCAAAGUUCCGCUUCAAACCUCUGGCCAACAAGAUCCAGCAGGAGAGAAUACUGGAGAUCUGCAGGAAAGAGAACCUCAAGUACACCACUGAGGGUGUGGACGCUCUGGUGCGUGUGUCAGAAGGAGACCUCCGCAAGGCCAUCACUUUCCUGCAGAGCGGCGCCAGACUCAACGCUGAGCGGGAAAUCACAGAGCAGACCAUCAUAGAGAUCGCCGGGGUGGUUCCUCCUAAAUUGAUCCAGUCUCUCCUCCACAUCUGCUUUAAUGGCACGUUUGAGAAGCUGGAGGUCGCAGUGAAGGACAUGAUUGAUCAGGGAUACGCUGCUACUAAUCUCCUCAACCAGCUGCACGACAUCAUCAUUGAGGAACGGCUGAGCGAUAAGCAGAAGUCCGUCAUCACUGAGAAGAUGGCCGAGGUGGACAAGUGUCUGGCAGAUGGAGCAGACGAGUAUCUGCAGCUGCUGAGUCUCUGCUCGGUCAUCAUGCAGCAGGCCACACAGAACAACUAAUUCACCAAUCACCUGCUCCGUUACACCUGAACGACCAAUCAGCUGCUCUGAUACACUUCUGACGACCAAUCAGCUGCUCUGAUACGCUUCUGACGACCAAUCAGCUCCUCUGUCAUCAGCAUUGGCGCUGAUUUCACACAAAACUGCCCAGACUUUAGUUUUCAACAUUUUUUUGUACAUUUAAAGUUUGUAAUUAAAAACUAUUUCAUAUACUA
Danio aesculapii is the source of this 1416-nucleotide messenger RNA. It is a transcript of the gene rfc4, whose product is annotated as replication factor C (activator 1) 4. Lineage: Eukaryota; Metazoa; Chordata; Actinopteri; Cypriniformes; Danionidae. Gene Ontology annotation, molecular function: DNA binding; ATP hydrolysis activity; ATP binding. Bases 125 to 1201 code for a protein of 358 amino acids. The record is from RefSeq and is a predicted model, not a curated record. Gene Ontology annotation, cellular component: nucleus; DNA replication factor C complex. Gene Ontology annotation, biological process: DNA-templated DNA replication; DNA repair. The transcript has 11 exons.